AUGCCUCUCUUCACUUUGUCAUUCUGCGCCUCGUAUGUCACCUCAGGUGGCAUCGCGUACCCACUCUUGGUGGAGCUCGCACUCGUCUCAAAGGUCGUGAGUGUUGAGCUUAGAGAGCUCUCAGAGGCUGUAAGGAUAGAGGAAGUCUCGACCUCAGAGCUGGACUCGCUACUGGAAGAUGCUGAGGCGGUGGAGGAAGAGGGGAAGGUGGUGUACUCCGUUUCGCUGUACAUGGAUGAGCUAGGUACUUCGGGGGUCUCAGAGCUGGUCGAGCUGACAGACGUGAUAGGAGAGUCGGAAGAGGAUGUGUCAGAGGGUGUUACUGUCGGGACGGGCGUCUCGAUAGUACCAGAAUCACUGGUCAACGACUCUGAUGGCGUCUCGGAAGGCAAGACGAAGCUGCUAGUGCCUGAAGUUACCGACUCAGUGUACGAAACAAGCUCAGAGUCCCUCUCCGUGGUUGGCGAGGGCGUAGGCAAAGUUAUGACUCCAGACGACGUGGGUGUGGAAGAGUCUGAAGUCGUCUCAAUCGAGCUGAAGGAGAUGCUGAACGAGUACGGCAACGAGGAUGUUGCAGAGUCAGUCUCUGAAGCACUAGGCACACUGCUGGUAUCAUAUGUAGAAGAUGCCGUGUACGAAGGCGUGUAUGAGGCCAACGAAGAAGAAUCUGAAGAGGUUCCAGUUUCAGUAGCUGAUGACGACUCUUCGGAACUAGUGGGUGUAUAUGAGGAGCCGUCCGUGGUCGAGGAUCUGGACAUGGUGAGUGUUCUAGACCAGGUACGUGUGGAAGAACGACUCCGGGAGACUCUGGAUUUCCUAUACCACGUUGAAGUCGAGGUUGAAGAUGACGUGUAA
This is a messenger RNA of Alternaria incomplexa, 855 nucleotides long. RefSeq lists its product as uncharacterized. The coding region runs from base 1 to 855 and encodes 284 amino acids. Lineage: Eukaryota; Fungi; Ascomycota; Dothideomycetes; Pleosporales; Pleosporaceae. The transcript is spliced from 3 exons. The record is from RefSeq and is a predicted model, not a curated record.